UGUCUCUUCAACCAGCCACUUUUCACAGACGACAUUCCAGCAUCAAGACCCGGCAAUUACUGGCUUACACGCAUUUUCUGUUGAUUCUAUUCUUUAUUUAUGCACAAUCUCACAGACGAAGCCGCACCACGCAGGAUGCUGUCGUUUACGCCAAAGCCGGUUCCUUCUUGGGACAAUCGUCCCGCCGUCUCAUCUCCACUAUCGUCCUCGCCUGUGCGCGCCUCAUCGCCUCUCUCUCCGGCCGAGGAAGAAUCGCGGUGGCAGCCUCGCCAGGUCCAGUCGUCACCGAUCAGGCCUAACAAUUUCAAGUAUCAAUCACGGCCUGCGCGCCCGAAUCCCGUCAUGAAAAGAAGAGAGGAGCUGCAGGAGCAGAGGCGCAAGGGCUUCCUGCAGAAUGUCCGCCAAAAGGCCGAGGAUAAAUCCUGGCAAAGAAGAGACAUUGAGGGCCAAUUUCUGAAAACGAGCUGGCUAGCUAAUGUCGGCCGCUUGUCUCAUGAUGCGCCUUCAUUCUCCGAUGCCGAUAUCGAGGAUGCCGCAACCUUUGCGCCCGAAAUGGCACAGUCACAGAUGGACGAGGACAUGAUCCCGGAAGAACUCAUGGAUGAAGAGCAAUUACUUACGUCUUACGAAGAGGAAGUAAUGGCCCAGCGAGGAUCCCGGCUGCCGACGCUGGCCGAGGAUGACGAGUAUGAUGACAUAUUUGCCGAACUUAUUUCACAAGAACAAGAGCAACGACCGUUGCAGCAACAGCAACCGCAUCAACAGCAUCAAUCUUCACAGCCUUCAAAUCAAAUGGAAAUCGAUUAGACCAGCACCAUGAUUGGUUAAUAUUGGAAUGGUAUGAAAGAAGCGUCUGUCACUUGGCGAAAUAUGGAGUUUGGGACCUCGGGACUCCGGAUAAAUCUCUUCACAUCGGCGUUGGAUGGAUAUACUGGUAUAGGAUGAAAAAUGUUUGCAUAUAGGGCGCGCACUAUGGGUAUAUAUAUAAGUGUGCGUGUAUAUAUGAAUGCGCCGUGACUAGAUCUUGAAUGUUUAUUGCGGAUUGCACUGGUCUUCCGUGGCAUUGAACGCUUCUUGGGCAGAAGCCAUAUCCCCCACCAAGUCGGAUGGCGGCGAUCCCGCUGCUUGCAUCUGGAG
This is a messenger RNA of Trichoderma atroviride IMI 206040, 1137 nucleotides long. RefSeq lists its product as uncharacterized. Lineage: Eukaryota; Fungi; Ascomycota; Sordariomycetes; Hypocreales; Hypocreaceae. The record is from RefSeq and is a predicted model, not a curated record.